AUGGCGUGGCCUAUGCAAUCAGUCCCGCGCAUUGAGUUACUUCUCGAAACAGCCACCCUGCAACCCCCCAGCAAGAGCGCGCAGGGCCAGAUUGCCCAUCUCUCGGCCUGCUCGACGGUGGGGGCCCAGGUUCCGAGGCUCCAGGACAAACCCCUCCAAGUCGUCAGCAGCUUGCAGGUCGCGGGUUUUAGACAUGUGGUCGGCUGUCUGUGGCCGUCGGACGACGCGGUCUGCGUCGAGGUUGCUUGCUCCUUUUACACGCAGCUCCACCGGAGCGGGAUGCAAGGGCUCACGGACCGAGAUGUCGCCUUGGCUCUUCACAAGGCAAUUAAGGCGACAUCAGAGCCCAAGAAAUAUGAGAAGCAACCUUUGCACUGGGCCCAAUACGUUUACUAUGGCGCGUGA
Messenger RNA from Aspergillus uvarum CBS 121591, 405 nucleotides. RefSeq lists its product as uncharacterized. The record is from RefSeq and is a predicted model, not a curated record. Bases 1 to 405 code for a protein of 134 amino acids. Lineage: Eukaryota; Fungi; Ascomycota; Eurotiomycetes; Eurotiales; Aspergillaceae. The transcript is spliced from 2 exons.